Messenger RNA from Emiliania huxleyi CCMP1516, 2551 nucleotides. Its product is annotated as putative hydroxyacyl-coenzyme A dehydrogenase/3-ketoacyl-coenzyme A thiolase/enoyl-coenzyme A hydratase alpha subunit. The transcript has 11 exons. Gene Ontology annotation, molecular function: NAD+ binding; long-chain (3S)-3-hydroxyacyl-CoA dehydrogenase (NAD+) activity; enoyl-CoA hydratase activity. Lineage: Eukaryota; Haptophyta; Isochrysidales; Noelaerhabdaceae. Gene Ontology annotation, cellular component: mitochondrial fatty acid beta-oxidation multienzyme complex. The record is from RefSeq and is a predicted model, not a curated record. The coding region runs from base 54 to 2324 and encodes 756 amino acids. Gene Ontology annotation, biological process: fatty acid beta-oxidation.
GGAAGUCGAGAGUUGUCGAGAAGCGCGCUGCAACGCAGCCACAGAAACACAUCAUGCAGUCCGCACUCAAGCUCGCGCGACGGCCGGCGGCUGCCCUCUCGAGGCGCGGCGUGCGCAACGCGGGCAGCCUGACCAUGGACGUCCACCCGUCUGGCGUCGCGCUCAUAAAGAUCGACUGCCCGAACGCAAAGCAGAACACCAUGUCAAAGGAGCUGCUCGAGGAGUUUGAGGAGAUCACGUCGCGGAUCGAGAAGGACGCAGCGGUCAAGGCGGUCGUGCUCAUGUCCUCCAAGCCGGGCUCCUUUGUCGCGGGCGCCGACAUCAAGCAGAUUGCUGCGCUCGGCGACGCGCCUCCGGAGGUGCUCGCAGAGGCGUCCGGCAUGGGCCAGGCGGCGCUGGACAAGCUCGAGUCGAUGCAGAAGUCGAAGCCGUGGGUCGCGGCGAUCGACGGCCCCGCGCUCGGCGGCGGCCUCGAGAUUGCGCUCGCCUGCUCGCACCGCGUCGCCACCUCGUCGCCUAAGACCAUCCUUGGCCUGCCCGAGGUCAUGCUUGGGUUGCUGCCCGGGGCAGGCGGCACGCAGCGGCUGCCUCGGCUGGUCGGCGCGCAGACGGCGAUCCAGAUGAUGCUCACCGGGCAGCAGGUCAAGCCCGACAAGGCCAAGAAGAUGGGCCUCGUCGACGCGGUCGUGGACCCCAACGCGCUCGAGCGGUCGGCGAUCGCCACUGCGCUCGACGCCGCAUCCGGCAAGACGAAGCCGCGCCAGCGCAAGCUCGGCUGGAUGGACUGGUUCCUCGAGAAGACGCCGCCAGGCCGCAAGCUGCUCUUCGACCAGGCGACCAAGGCGAUGCUCAAGCAGACGAAGGGCAACUACCCGGCCCCGCCCGCGAUCCUCGAGUGUGCGAAGGCGGGCCUCGAGGCGGGGCACACGGCAGGCUCCACCGUCGAGCGGCAGCUCUUCGGCAAGCUCGCCGCGACGUCUGAGUCCGCCGCGCUGCGCGGCAUCUUCUUCGGCGCGACCGCCGCCAAGAAGAACCCGUUCGGCAAACCCGACAAGAAGGUGGAGACGAUUGGCGUCCUCGGCGCCGGGCUCAUGGGCGCGGGCAUCGCGGAGGUGUCGAUCGGCAAGAACUUGCGCGUGCUGAUGAAGGACAAGGACCAGGCGGGCCUCUCGCGCGGUGAGGACAUGAUCCUCAAGUCGCUCGGCGCCAAGCUGAAGAAGAAGCGCCUCACCACCUACACGCACGACGCGCAGGCCUCGCGGCUCGUCGGGCUCACCGACGCCUCGCCCGCGUGGAAGAAGCACUUUGCGGGCGCUGACAUGGUCAUCGAGGCGGUCUUCGAGGAGAUGUCGGUCAAGCACAAGGUGGUGCGCGAGAUGGAGGCCAUCGUCGGCCCGCACUGCAUCAUCGCGUCAAACACGUCUACCCUGCCGAUCGGCGAGAUCGCGUCGGUCGCGCAGCGGCCGGAGAACAUCGUGGGCAUGCACUACUUUUCGCCCGUGCCAAAGAUGCCGCUGCUCGAGGUCAUCACGCACGACAAGACCGCGCCCGCCGUCGCCGCUGCCGCCGUCGAGGUUGGCAUCCAGCAGGGCAAGACGGUGAUCGCGGUCAAGGACGUGCCCGGCUUCUACGUGAACCGCUGCCUCGGCCCCUUCCUCACGGAGGCGAUGGCGCUCACGCAGCAGGGCGCCGACCCGCUCGCGAUCAACUCGGCGCUGCUCGACUUUGGGAUGCCCGUCGGCGGCGUGACGCUCUGCGACGAGGUCGGGAUCGACGUGUCGCGCCACGUCGUCAACAACCUGAUCGGCGACCAGGCCAAGGGCUACCUCGGUGUGCGCAUGGAGGGCGCCGACUUGCGUAUGCUCGACCGGUUCGUCGAGGAGGGUCUGCUCGGCCGCAAGGCCGGCCGCGGCUUCUUCGACUACUCGGACCCGAAGGCCAAGAAGAAGCCGAUCAACAAGGACGCGCUCGCCAUCCUCAAGGAGUUCCGCGACCCCGCCAAGGACGCGUCGCAGCUGUCCAAGGAGCAGCUCGUCGAGAGGAUGAUGAUGCGCUUCAUCGUCGAGGCGCUCUACUGCCUGCAGGACGGCGUCAUCCGCAACGCGCGCGACGGCGACGUCGCCGCCGUGAUGGGCAUCGGCUUCCCGCCCUUCCGCGGCGGCCCCUUCAUGUACAUCGACAAGCUCGGCGCGGACCACGUCGUCAGCAGGCUCAAGGCGCUCGAGGCGGAGCACGGCGCGCAGUACGCGCCGCCCGAGAUCCUGCUCAAGCACGCCAAGGACGGCACGCCCUUCAUCUCCUCUGCGCCCGAGCCGGAGGCUUGAGCCCGCCCGCCGGCGUGUAUUGGUGUCUGCGCCGCCCGGCAAGGGUGUGCGCGCGUCUGCUGUCCUCGCUCCGAGCCCCCCUCCUGCCUCCACUGUUUCGUGUUUGCUCUUGAGAUGUGGCUCCUGUGCGCUUGGAGACGGAGGUGUGAAUUGACUAUUGUUGUCCUGGUUGUGGUUCUCUUGCCGUAUGUACGAACAGUCAAAACUCAAAUGAGAGAGUCCUGGAU